GCGGCUGCCGGGGCCGGAAGUGGCGGCGAAGCGUCGCGGGCCGCGCCCGGCCUUGCUCAACGCCCGGCUCUCCCGGCCGCCGCCGCCGCCGCCGCCAUGUCCGCCAGCGCCGUGUACGUGCUGGACCUGAAGGGCAAGGUGCUUAUCUGCCGGAACUACCGCGGGGAUGUGGACAUGUCGGAGGUGGAGCACUUCAUGCCCAUCCUGAUGGAGAAAGAGGAGGAAGGGGUGCUGUCCCCGAUCCUGGCCCACGGCGGCGUCCGCUUUAUGUGGAUCAAACACAACAACCUGUACCUGGUGGCCACGUCUAAGAAGAAUGCCUGCGUGUCCCUAGUCUUCUCCUUCCUCUACAAGGUGGUACAGGUAUUCUCCGAGUACUUCAAGGAGCUGGAGGAGGAGAGUAUCCGGGACAACUUCGUCAUCAUCUACGAGCUGCUGGACGAACUGAUGGACUUUGGCUAUCCCCAGACCACAGACAGCAAGAUCCUGCAGGAGUACAUCACUCAGGAAGGCCACAAGCUGGAGACCGGGGCCCCUCGGCCCCCUGCCACUGUCACCAACGCCGUGUCCUGGAGGUCAGAAGGGAUCAAGUACCGGAAGAACGAGGUGUUCCUGGAUGUGAUCGAGUCCGUCAACCUCCUGGUGAGCGCCAACGGCAACGUGCUGCGCAGCGAGAUCGUGGGCUCCAUCAAGAUGCGCGUGUUCCUGUCGGGGAUGCCGGAGCUGCGUCUGGGCCUCAACGACAAGGUGCUGUUCGACAACACAGGCCGCGGCAAGAGCAAGUCGGUGGAGCUGGAGGACGUCAAGUUCCACCAGUGCGUGCGGCUGUCGCGCUUCGAGAACGACCGCACCAUCUCCUUCAUCCCGCCGGAUGGCGAGUUCGAGCUCAUGUCCUACCGCCUCAACACUCACGUGAAGCCUCUGAUCUGGAUCGAGUCUGUGAUCGAGAAACACUCCCAUAGCCGCAUCGAGUACAUGAUCAAGGCCAAGAGCCAGUUCAAGCGUCGCUCCACGGCCAACAACGUGGAGAUCCACAUCCCGGUGCCCAACGACGCCGACUCGCCCAAGUUCAAGACCACGGUGGGCAGCGUCAAGUGGGUCCCCGAGAACAGCGAGAUCGUGUGGUCCAUCAAGUCCUUCCCGGGCGGCAAGGAGUACCUGAUGCGGGCGCACUUCGGGCUGCCCAGCGUGGAGGCGGAGGACAAGGAGGGCAAGCCCCCCAUCAGCGUCAAGUUCGAGAUCCCCUACUUCACCACCUCGGGCAUCCAGGUGCGCUACCUGAAGAUCAUCGAGAAGAGCGGGUACCAGGCGCUGCCCUGGGUGCGCUACAUCACCCAGAACGGAGACUACCAGCUCCGGACCCAGUGAGAGGCCCGCGGCCGCCACCCUGGACGAAGAGGCCCUUGGGGCGCCCUGGAGCAAGCGCCCUGGAGGGCCCCAGCACCCUGGACCCCGC
Messenger RNA from Suncus etruscus (white-toothed pygmy shrew), 1456 nucleotides. RefSeq names its product adaptor related protein complex 1 subunit mu 1 (gene AP1M1). The record is from RefSeq and is a predicted model, not a curated record. Gene Ontology annotation, molecular function: clathrin-cargo adaptor activity. Gene Ontology annotation, cellular component: clathrin-coated vesicle; clathrin adaptor complex. Lineage: Eukaryota; Metazoa; Chordata; Mammalia; Eulipotyphla; Soricidae. The coding region runs from base 97 to 1368 and encodes 423 amino acids. Gene Ontology annotation, biological process: intracellular protein transport; vesicle-mediated transport. The transcript is spliced from 12 exons.